Archocentrus centrarchus (flier cichlid) is the source of this 1441-nucleotide messenger RNA. It is a transcript of the gene tektl1, whose product is annotated as tektin like 1. Lineage: Eukaryota; Metazoa; Chordata; Actinopteri; Cichliformes; Cichlidae. The record is from RefSeq and is a predicted model, not a curated record. The coding region runs from base 1 to 1410 and encodes 469 amino acids. The transcript has 8 exons.
AUGCAGGUUCUCUCGGUUCCCCUCGCCUCUGUCACCAUCGGACGGCCGUCCUGGUGCGACGGAACGGUCCGCUCCAUUCGACGGGCGGAGCGCCUGGUUCGGCAGACUCGAGCCGGGCGGUCCGCUGCGUGCAGCCGGCCCCGGAGCGGCGGCAGCGGCGCCGCUGCAGGAGCCACCCCAGCGGGAGACCCCGCCAAAGAUAAGAUAGCGGCGGAGGAAUGCAGACCAAGGAGUCGUGACUGCGUCUGCAAAAAUAAGAUAUCAAGACCCCAAACUGCCGCAGCCAUGCUUCCUGCUGGAUCUCGGAGGACGGCGGCGGCCCCAUUCCCGCCUGCCAGCAUGCGUGAGCGUUGUGCCGGGGCCAGUGUCGCUGCAGCUGCUCAGUACAUGCGCGGAGUUCGCGAGGUUGAGGUCCAGCUGCGUAUGCAGGCGGGCAGAGUGACUGAGGAGGGUCUGAAGCUGGCGAGGGACCGAGGUCACCUGGAGAGGAUGCUGAGCAGCCUCAGGACCAGUCUGACCAUCAACCAGGGGAGCUCAAAGGGAAGAACCAGGAGGCCGUCCACCGCUGAGACGGAGAGAGAUGGUGCUGAUCACUUGCUGCUGUGGGAGAGGAGAGAGCUGGCCGAGCUGAAACAGGAUCUGCAGGGAACGCUGAAAAGCACACUGAGCCAGCUUCAAGCUCUGGGUGAGAGCAGCAGGCAGCUGCUGGACUGUGCCAGUGAGAGGGCUCGAGUACUGGAUCUGCUCCCUCUCAGUGGCUCCGCUGGAGGACGUACUGCAGCUCACACCUUCAGCAACACAGAUCCUAUCAGCCCCUCUACUCCAGAGUGUAAAAAGGCUUUAGAGUCGUCCUCUGUGACAGUCAGCCAGUCACAGCUACUAAGAGAAAACACCAGACGGAUACUAACCGGCGCCAUCAGCAGGCAGAAAGCUGCCCACCGUGCCGUCAAUGAUGGCCUGGUGAAGAAAAUUGCAGAGACGAUCACUCUGGAGCAAAGUCUGGCGCUGAUGUCUGCAGCCACCCGGCAGGCUGUGUUUCGUAAGCAGAGGGAGAUCAGCUGCAUUCGUCACAGCCACGACAGGGCACAGGGUCCAGAGUACAGCGGGGAUGUUCUGCCCAGGGAGAAGCUCGACAGGCCUCUGGUGAAGGUUUAUCAGAGACACCCGGGGACACAGUUACCUGAGGCUGCUGAGCUCAUUCAGGGCAGUGCAGUACUGAGACAGUGUCUAACGACCUCUGAGGGUGAGCUGGUGAGGCUGCAGCGCGUCCGUCUGCAGCUGCUGGAUGACCUGCAGGGCAAGAGGACUGCAGCUGAGGUCGAUGCAGCGGUUCUCCGCAUGAGGCGUCAGCAGGUCGACAGGCGAGCCAUGCCCACUUUCCUCCAGCAGGGGGCGGUGUGCCAAAGCUAACGUCUUAACCCAGUUUCCAUUAGAGCUGCAG